Messenger RNA from Candidula unifasciata, 786 nucleotides. Lineage: Eukaryota; Metazoa; Mollusca; Gastropoda; Stylommatophora; Geomitridae. The record is from the annotation of a GenBank genome assembly.
AUGGCAAGAGGCAGUGUUCUCGUUUACAAAGGACUGGGAGCUAGUGAGACUGGUUACAGUCACCUCAUGACUGCCUUGCGAUCCUGUGUCGACCUGAAUAAACAGGACAUUGACUUUGUGACUCCUGAGGAGAUUGUAAAAGGUACAAAACUGGACAAGGCAUCACUGGUAGCUUUUGGUGCUGGGUACACAAGUGGUUUUGCCUCAGCCUUAGGGGAGGAAGGGAUGAGGAAUGUACGAAAUCAUAUCCUCAGAGGUCACGCUUACCUAGGUCUUGGUGCCGGUGGCUACUUUGGUUGUGAUUAUGUCGAAUUUGACAAGGGUGGACCUCAUGAGAAACUUGUGGAGAGAGAUUUGCGAUUUUAUCCAGGUGUAUGUUCUGGACCUGUGUAUCCAGGUUUUCAGUAUGGCACACACAAAGGUCUGCAUGCAGCUUCAGUGGAUUUCUCAAGUGAAUAUUUCUCAGGGACAUUUCAUGCUAUGAUAGAUGGAGGAGGGAAGUUUUGUUCCAGUGAUCCUCCAAAGCCUGGCUCUCUCGCUCGGGAUGUUGUUGAUGUGGCAACAUUUUCAGACCUUCCUGAGUCACCUCCUGCCAUUGUGAAAACCACUUUAAAAGACAACGGACUGGUUGUUCUGUCUAAUGUACAUCUAGAAUAUGACAUGAUAUCAUUAUUAGAUUUGAAUCCAGAACUUGAACAUCUACGUGAAAAGUUUGUUCAAAGCAGAUUAAGUCAACUUUCAGCUUUUAGAUCUUUAUUGCAGAUGUUAAAUGUUGCAGUUAUCUAG